CACGAGUUUCAGCACCACCGAGAGCUCCGGACAAUAGCAUCCCCGCAUUCAUCAUGAGACCUGAAAUUGCGGCGCCGCUGAUAGCUGCGCUCGUUUACCGCGCCUGGUCCCACAAAUCUCUGACGCCGUUUGGCAUUGCCACUGCGUUCGCGACAGCAGUCGUGCACGCGAUACAUCCCUGGGGUGCUUUCUUCAUCUUGCUAGCGGCGUUCUUUCUUGCCGGCACUGCGGUCACGAAGGUCAAACACGACGUCAAGGCGAAACUCACGCAGUCUGCCACUGGUGCAUCUGGAGGCGAGGGAGCGCGCAAUCAUGUCCAGGUCAUUGCCAACUCGGGGGUUGCUUCGGUGCUGAUCCUGCUGCACUACUGGCAGUUGCAGAAGGAAGGCAGACUCGAACGCGGAGGCACAUGUUUCAAGAAGAAGAGCGACAUCCUUGUCGUGGGCAUCAUCGCAAACUACGCAGCCGUAGCCGCCGACACAUUCUCCUCCGAACUCGGAAUUCUCUCCAAGACGAAGCCCUUCCUCAUCACCGCACCAUGGCGCACAGUUCCUCCGGGCACAAAUGGAGGUGUGACCACCACGGGACUCGCAGCCGGCGCAUACGGGUCGCUCGCAAUGUGUUUGGUGGCGUGGCUCAUGCUGCCCUUCUGCAGAGAGUGGAAUUCUCAAGAGACCUUGAGGAUGGCCUUCGCGCUCACGUUCGCUGGUAUCGGUGGCACCAUUCUGGACUCACUGCUUGGUGCCCUUCUCCAAGCCAGUGUCGUUGAUGUAAAGUCCGGCAGGAUCGUCGAGGGCGAGGGCGGCAGGAAAGUACUGGUCCACAGUGCAGGGCCGCUGCAUCUGAAGAAGAGGACCGAGUUGAGGAGUAAGGUCAUCAAAACCGAACAAGGCAGAGGUGCCAUUGCGAAGAGCAGCGCUCUCGAUCCGGCACAGGCAAUGGAAACCAUGAAAAAGGCCGGAGCAGACGAGGCUGCUGUUGCUGAUGGGCAGCAUGAGAGCCGCAGGGUGGAAGUGGGCAGCGACUUGCUCGACAAUAAUGCCGUCAAUAUUAUUAUGGCGGCUACGGUAAGCAUUGGGAGUAUGUUGGUCGCCUGCAUCGUGUGGGACCAGCCCUUCAGCAGCGUGAUUGGGUUGUAGGCCCUGCUUCCAGGUCUCGUAGAUGAACGAUUCAAAGAUUCGAAGAAUCCCAAAAAUAACCCGAC
Didymella exigua CBS 183.55 is the source of this 1204-nucleotide messenger RNA. RefSeq lists its product as uncharacterized. Bases 54 to 1139 code for a protein of 361 amino acids. The record is from RefSeq and is a predicted model, not a curated record. NCBI's taxonomy places the organism in Eukaryota, Fungi, Ascomycota, Dothideomycetes, Pleosporales, Didymellaceae. The transcript is spliced from 3 exons. Gene Ontology annotation, cellular component: membrane.